GACAGCCAGGGUGUGCGAGAGAGAGAGCGAGAGAGAAAAGUUUCACCCGUUUAGGCUGAGUUGCUAUGUAGAGUGACAACACCUGCAUACCUGGUUUGCCUGUCUUCUCUGAGUUACAUGCUCUACAUUUUCUAAGUGACUGUAUUUUAUAUGUUAAGAAGAAAUGGCAGAUUUUCCUGGGAAGGUUAACACUCAGACAAGCUUACCUGAACCUCAAAGAAGUUUCGGAAUCCCAUUUUAUAUUGAUGUGAACUUCAUCAAGAGCAUUCCUGGUAUUUUACUUCUGCUUGAGAUCGUUUGUGGAUUACUGGUGUGGGCACUGAUUGCCAGUACCCUGUACACUGUGUUUCCUGCCUAUGGCUGGGUGAUGUUUGUCAGUGUGACACUGUGGCUUCUAAGCAUCGUCCUGUUUGUUAUACUCUUCCUGGGUUUGGAUGAGAAGCUGCCCUCAGUGCCCUGGCCUUUUGUUCUAUUGGUGUUCUACGCAGCUGCAACUGUUUUGUAUCUCACAGCCUUUUUGACUGAUGCAGCAUCAGUCCCUGCCCCUUGGAAUAAUCAACAUAAUAAUCUAGGAGCUUCUGCAUUUUUUGCUAUAGUUGUGACCCUAUUAUAUGCAGCUAGCAGCUUCUUUGCUUAUUUGGGCUGGAGGGGGGAUGGACAAAACGCUGCUGGGACUACAGUUCCCGUGUAGACCUUCUUCUAGUCAAAACACUCUCAUUGUGGAUGUACACUUUCCUUGUGUGAAGGGACAUUACUCCUCUUCAGAGGUGACAUAACUAGUUUCAGUUAUGUCCAGCAUAAAAUGCUAGAUGGUUUGUGGCGUGAACGUUGUGUGUACAAAAACCCAAACCCCCACAUAUAGAUUUAACUAUUUUUUUGUAUAUAAAAAAUGCCAUGUAAAAAAGUAUUGAAGUGACAAAGUUACUUACAUUAUUUGUUAAUCGUUUUAAAGGUGCAAUGUGUCAUUUUUAGAAGGACCUCUUGACAGAAAUGCAAAAUAAUAUACAAAACUAUAUUAUCAGGGGUGUAUAAAGGCCUUUUAUGAUGAACCGUUAUGUUUUUAUUAUCAUAGAAUGAGACGUUUUUAUCUACAUACACAGAGGGGUCCCCUUAUGUGAACGUCGCCAAUUUGUGCCGCCAUGUUUCUACAGAAGCCCUUAACGGACAAACUUUUUUUACUAGGUUGUCUCAGUCAAUGACAUGUUUUCCGGUGGCGGCUACCAUAGCUUCUCUAUGCUUUUGACUGAGCCGUUGCUUGUAAUUCACAACCUCACCACUGGAUGCCGCUAAAAUUUACACACUGCACCUUUAAGCAAUUAUGACCUUUUUUGAUAAAAUGUAAUUAAAGAAUCACUGCAUUUAUUUCUUUUAUACACACACACACACACACAUACACAGUUUUACAGCAUUCAUCUACAGCGAGUUCUAGGUAAAGAGAGAAGCAAAAAGACGGAAAUGUGUACUGUAAACAUCAGCAAAACUAAGUAUUUUUGUUUUGGGAGUCAUUCUUUCUCAUUUCAUGUAAAUUUGGUUGUCAUCAAAAAUACAGGGACUGGCAGAAAAAACAUCAGAUACACCGGAAAAGUAUGAAUGUAUGACAUUUUUUGCAUUGUUUUAAAGGGUCAUCAUUAGUGAUGCCUGGUGUAUUGUUUUUACAUUGCAAUAUUUUAGCUGGGCAAACUUGAGGAUGUUUCUUCUAGAAUUAUUGUCAUAUCAGACACAUUGUAUAAUACUUUUUAAAUGAUUUUUUAGCCCUUUUAAUUAAUUAAGUGAAAAUUAAAGAUGCUUUAAAAGAUGGAAGAAAAUAAAGCGGUUUUCAGUUAUAAAAGAAGUGAACAUUUUGAGCAAACUCAAACUCUAGGAGUUGCUCACAGCCUAUAGCCAGAGUCGUACUCAUUAUAGUUUUCUGUGUGCAUUUGGUCAAAAAGCAAUAUUGUUUUGCUGCACAGUAUAGGCCAACAAUAUAUGAACAACUAAUCGAGACUCAGACAGAUUACAGGAACACUGUUAUUGAAAUUAUACUUGAUAAGGGCAUACCAGUGUCUCAUGUUUAAAAACCUAAAUGAAAACUGGCUUCCCUUUUGUCAAACUGUCAAUGUGAACAUAUUUGUCUGAGCUUUGUCAGAACGGAAUUUUUAAUAAAUAUUUAUCUUUUUAAAUUAA
Molecule: messenger RNA, 2163 nt
Organism: Misgurnus anguillicaudatus (oriental weatherfish)
Lineage: Eukaryota; Metazoa; Chordata; Actinopteri; Cypriniformes; Cobitidae
Gene: pllp
Product: plasmolipin
Biological process (GO): myelination
Cellular component (GO): membrane
Molecular function (GO): structural constituent of myelin sheath
Source: RefSeq, a predicted model, not a curated record